CGUCUGCCACGCGAUCUUCAACAUAUCGAAGAAGCGGCGACCUUUAACCCUAGUUUCUCGGCUCCCUACCAGAGAAGAAGCGACCGCCGCCUCCGCCGAGAUGGGCCGUGUCCGGACGAAGACCGUGAAGAAGUCCUCCCGCCAGGUGAUCGAGAGGUACUACUCGCGCAUGACCGUCGACUUCCAUAUGAACAAGAAGAUCCUCGAGGAGGUGGCCAUCAUCCCAUCGAAGCGGCUGCGCAACAAGAUCGCUGGGUUCAGCACCCACCUCAUGCGCCGGAUCCAGCGGGGUCCCGUCCGCGGGAUCUCCCUCAAGCUCCAGGAGGAGGAGCGCGAGCGCCGUAUGGACUUCGUCCCCGACGAGUCCGCCAUCAAGGUUGACCACAUAGAGAUCGACGGUCAGACCUUCGACAUGCUUGCUGCCCUUGGCAUGGCUGACCUCCCCGGUGUCGAGAAGCAGGCCGUCGCCUCCGCUCCGCCCGCCUACUCGUCCCGCCCCGUCGGCGGCUACGGCCGCAGACUGUGAGAUUGCUUCAUCUCAAGCUCAUUCGUCCUUUUAUAUUACUUAAAUCUGGAGGAUCCAUAAGUUUGUCAAUUUAAACGUUUUGAAUUAUUUACUCGGACUAGUUUAAAUGUAGCUUUAUUGGUUCUACUUUGAUCUCGAACUUGACUUGGAUGUUGGAACUGCAGUAUCAAUUAAUUUGGAGUUUCAUAUAA
Messenger RNA from Musa acuminata subsp. malaccensis (wild Malaysian banana), 717 nucleotides. RefSeq names its product small ribosomal subunit protein eS17. Gene Ontology annotation, cellular component: ribosome. NCBI's taxonomy places the organism in Eukaryota, Viridiplantae, Streptophyta, Magnoliopsida, Zingiberales, Musaceae. The record is from RefSeq and is a predicted model, not a curated record. Gene Ontology annotation, biological process: translation. Gene Ontology annotation, molecular function: structural constituent of ribosome.